Candidula unifasciata is the source of this 168-nucleotide messenger RNA. The record is from the annotation of a GenBank genome assembly. NCBI's taxonomy places the organism in Eukaryota, Metazoa, Mollusca, Gastropoda, Stylommatophora, Geomitridae.
UUUCCGAUUGUCUCUGCGAGCUGACUCCAGUGUUGCUGGUCAAAUGUCUCGUUGUUACAUGCUGGCUGUUGCGGUUUGUGGGACACAGUUCCAUAUCAAUGAUCGCCUGUACCAUAAGACUAAUAGCAAUGAUCACCUGUACCAAAAGACUAAGAGCAAUGAUCGCCU